Messenger RNA from Saccostrea cuccullata (small rock oyster), 1769 nucleotides. RefSeq names its product G-protein coupled receptor daf-37-like. NCBI's taxonomy places the organism in Eukaryota, Metazoa, Mollusca, Bivalvia, Ostreida, Ostreidae. Gene Ontology annotation, cellular component: membrane. Gene Ontology annotation, molecular function: G protein-coupled receptor activity. Bases 59 to 1171 code for a protein of 370 amino acids. Gene Ontology annotation, biological process: G protein-coupled receptor signaling pathway. The transcript has a single exon. The record is from RefSeq and is a predicted model, not a curated record.
GAUCGAGGGAUAUCUCUCUAUUUUCAUUAACAACGUGAGUUGGAUAAUUGAAGAGGAAAUGGCCAGUUUUUCUUCAUUAAUUGACAACGAAGAGACGAUUAAUGCAUACAAUUUAUCCAAGUCCUUGGAUAAUAGCACAGAAUUAAAUUCAACGUUCUUUUCAGAAGAUACAUCAAGUCAAUCUUUUUACGACUUUGUUCAUGCACUUUAUCUUUCUGCGAUACCACUUAUUUCUACUUUCGGAAUCAUUGGAAAUGUCUUAUCAAUCAAAGUUUUUCUCUGCUCUACGUUCAAACGACAGCCAUCAAGCAUUUAUUUAGCCGCUCUUUCGGUCUCAGAUACAUGGUUUUUGGUGGCCUUAUUAAUGGGAUGGCUAGGUAGUUUUGAUGGAACAAUUCAAGAGUCCGGAGUAACAUGCAUGAUUUCUAUAUACGUAACGUACGUCACGGGGUUUCUUUCAGUAUGGUAUGUAGUUCUUAUCGUAAUUGACCGAUACAUUGUGGUCUGUCACCCUCUAAGAGGACCUCGCUUGUGUUCCAGAAAAAGAGUUGCCACGGCAUCGGUCCUUAUUACAAUGUUUGCAAUUAUAUUUUAUACUCACUGUUUUCGUACAACGAUGAUCGUAAAGAAGCCAUCAGGAAAGGGCGUCCAAUGUGUUGUUCAAAAAGACAGUAUGUACGCACUAACAAUUAUCACUUACAUUGACUCAAUUCUUACCAUAGGAGUACCUUUCCUUGCCAUUUUUAUUCUUAACUGCAGUCUCAUAUCGGCUGUACGAAAAUUUAACAACAAGCAUGUCAGAUUCAGUGAAAGAAAGCUAUAUUCGUAUUCUCCUCAAUACAGCAUCCUGACCAAGGCUCAGAUACGGCUGACAGUGAUGCUAGUAGUGGUUUCCUCUGUGUUUCUGAUUCUGAAUUUGCCAAGCCAUGCUAUUAGACUGUACAUCAUGAUAAAGGGUCUGGUAAUGAAGCGCCAAAAUAGCAUUACAUUGAUCCUCAUUCAACAGAUCUUUCAGAUACUUUAUUACGCAAACUUUGCGAUCAAUUUCAUUUUGUAUAUGGUGUCUAGUAAACAGUUUCGUAAAUGUCUCAAGGAAAGUCCAAAAUGCCGAGUUUUACGAAGGUUGAGAUUAGAAAAGACAUUAUUAGAUAGGCGAAAAGAGUAUGGAUAGGAUUAAAAUAUCAACUGCGAUUAUAUUCAUCAUUUUAACCCGAAUAUUGGUCAGAUUUGAUUCAACAUUUAACAUGUUGAAGGACACUUGUAUGGAAUUCACCUAAUGAUGCUAAAUUGAAGCACAUUUUUUACAUACAAUUGCAAUAUUUUCAAGAUAAAAUUAAAUUAGUUAUAUUAAAUGGAUAUAUUCUAACAACGAGCUUAUUCUCAAAAUCAUUCUCAAACAUUUUACAAUAAAGAUAUUGAAUAAAACACACCUUCAAAUUAUGAGGGAAAAAGCUCAUCAGUUCAACUGGGCAAUUCAGUUUAUCUUUUAACAUUAUUUUUAGAUUGUGCAAAAGAAACAACGAAUGCAUUUAAAACGUAUUGGUAGGCUUAAUGAAUGUAAGAUUUAUUUUAUUUGCAAAACAUGAACGCGAAUGGGGGAACAGCUUAUUCCUCAAUUUUUCCCAAUAAAGCGCUCUUUUCGUAGUUGAUUUUCAUCACAUAAAGUCAAAUAAAAAUGAUUUUGAGACUACCAAAUUAAGAUUGUUUGACAUUUCGCAUUCACAACGAACAAGUUUCAAUUCCCCUUUGAAAAAAGUUAUAUUUUUGCU